AUGAUGGAGGGAGACAAACUCUGCUUUCCACAACUCAACACCUCCUGUACAAGGCCAAAGAGCUCUCACUCGGACACUGUGCUAAUUUACAUUGUGCUGUCCAUCAUCUCAAUGCUCACCGUAUCUCUCAACAUGCUGGUGAUCAUCUCCAUCUCACACUUCAAGAAGCUCCACACUCCUACAAACCUCCUCCUCCUCUCUCUGGCUGUCUCAGAUUUCUUCGUGGGCCUCCUCAUGUUCUUUCAAAUCAUCCUCAUAGACGGCUGCUGGUUCCUCGGUGACUUUAUGUGUAAUCUCUAUUAUAUUCUAGAUUUCAUAAUUACAUCCUCAUCCGUAGGAAACAUGGUGCUCAUAUCAAUCGAUCGCUAUAUUGCCAUUUGUGACCCUCUGCACUAUUCUACAAAGGUGACUGUGAGAGGAACUAUAAUCUGCACUUGUCUAUGUUGGGUCUGUUCUGUUCUGUACAACAGUAUCAUUAUGAAAGAUAACUUGAAACAACCAGGCAAGUUUAAUUCCUGCUCUGGAGAGUGUGUGGUUGUUGUUGAUUAUGUUGCUGGACUUGCAGAUCUAUUUUUUUCCUUUAUUGGUCCUGUCACCGUCAUCAUUGUUCUGUACAUGUGUGUAUUUGUUGUGGCUGUGCUUCAGGCUCGUGUCAUGAGGUCUCAUAUUGCAGCAGUCUCGAUCAAAAGUUCAGUGACUGUUACUGCCAAGAAAUCUGAAAUGAAAGCAGCCAGGACUCUUGGGGUUGUUAUAGUUGUGUUUCUUUUAUGUCUUUGCCCAUAUUUCUGUGUAACACUCUCAGGACAGGACACUUUGCUCAACGCUUCAUCUGCUGCUUUUGUCAUAUGUUUGUUCUACUUCAACUCCUGUCUAAACCCCUUGAUCUACGCAUUUUUUUACCCCUGGUUUAGAAAAUCUGUAAAGCUUAUUGUUACUCUUAAGAUACUCAAACCUGGUUCCUGUGAGACCAACAUACUGCAAAGAGCACUGUGA
Molecule: messenger RNA, 993 nt
Organism: Labrus bergylta (ballan wrasse)
Lineage: Eukaryota; Metazoa; Chordata; Actinopteri; Labriformes; Labridae
Source: RefSeq, a predicted model, not a curated record